Molecule: messenger RNA, 1321 nt
Organism: Tribolium madens (black flour beetle)
Lineage: Eukaryota; Metazoa; Arthropoda; Insecta; Coleoptera; Tenebrionidae
Product: lipase member H-A
Exons: 7
Coding region: 311-1279 (322 amino acids)
Molecular function (GO): lipase activity
Source: RefSeq, a predicted model, not a curated record
AAAGUAAACGCAACGCGCGCAUUAUAAUUAUUUGAAAAUUAUACAAAAUACGAAUUUAUUCCAAUUGUAACCCUUUUACUAUUUAGAAUUAAAUUUUGGUUCGUGAAGUGUAGUGUCGAGACCGGUCAAAUCGUAACUGUGCGAAAAUGAAGAAGUGGAAAAUAAGAGGAGAUGCGGUCUAUCUGAUCUAACAGGACCUUACUCUACUUAUCAACUCCAAAACCAUUCAAUCCAAGAGUAUGUGUUGUGGUGGAUUGACAAGACGAUGUAGUGUGAUGAGUUCUCGUAAUGAAAAAAAAUAUAUUCAAAAAUGAGACUACAGUGUUUGGUGGUAAUAAUUAUCGGUUUUUUGACAGGAGAUGUCUUGGGUAUUUGGAACAUGUUUGAUAUCAAAUACUGGAGAUGUGUCAUGAAAAAAACAGAUAUUUGUCCGGAUAAGGAUAUCAAAUUUUAUUUAUAUACCCGCGAGUCGGGUACCAGAAGACUGAGAAUAGACAUAAGAAACCACUACUCACUGGAAUACUCCGGAUUUGUUCCCUCGCGAAAAAACGCGAUCAUCAUUCACGGCUUCAACGGAACCGAGAGCAAAACCCCCAUGACCAUCCUAAGAAAUGCGUAUUUGUCUCGCACCGAUUACAACAUCUUUACGGUCGACUGGAUGCCCCUCGCCAAGUUUCCUUGCUACCUCUCGGCCUUAUCAAACAUGAAACUAGUCAGUCAGUGUACGGCUAAAUUGUACGCUUUCAUAAUGGAGAACGGAGGCGAUGCCCGAGAAACAACCUGCGUUGGUCACUCUCUCGGGGCGCAUAUCUGCGGAAUGAUAAGCAAUCAUUUGGAUGUUAAGCAGCACAAGAUUGUUGGACUGGAUCCGGCGAGACCGCUUAUCAAUCGAUACGGCGAUAAGUACUUCAGACUCACCAAAGACGAUGCCCACCAAGUACAAGUCAUUCAUACUAAUGCCGGGGUGUUGGGGGAGGUUAAUCAAGUAGGGCAUAUCGAUUUCUGCGUCAAUGGGGGGCAGAUACAACCGGGGUGCAAAGGCCACGUUUUGCGUCGAGCCCGAUGUAGCCAUUUCCAAAGUGCCUGUUUCUUCUCGACGACUAUACGGAAAGCAAACGCACAUCUGGGGCGUCCGUGUGUCACCACGUGUCCCAAAAAAUCCUCGAAUUGGGGGUACUUACCCGGAAAGGCGGUCCCCAUGGGAGAAGACACACCUUUCGGGAUUAAAGGAAUGUUCUGCGUGGAUACCCACUCAAAUUCGGAUUGUCCAUUUGAAUAAUAUACAUUUUUUUAGAAAAUAUUUAAUAAAAAAGUACAAAAA